Messenger RNA from Cladophialophora bantiana CBS 173.52, 1947 nucleotides. RefSeq lists its product as uncharacterized. The transcript has 2 exons. NCBI's taxonomy places the organism in Eukaryota, Fungi, Ascomycota, Eurotiomycetes, Chaetothyriales, Herpotrichiellaceae. The record is from RefSeq and is a predicted model, not a curated record. The coding region runs from base 1 to 1947 and encodes 648 amino acids.
AUGGGACGCACAAAUUCGAGAAAGGCUGCUCGUCAUGCCCGCAUCACCCAAGACUUCUUUGAUCAGGUUCCGGAAACAUCUACUGGAGAUUCAGCCAAGCCUUUGGCAUCCACGUCGCCCUCUACAACUUCUUCUCAAGGCGAGGGUGAAAAAGCGGUUGACGAUUCCGUCAACACUGCGAGGGUCAUAAAGCCUGGUCUCUUGUGUGAAACCUUCCAAGCCCUUGAUCUGAAAGACGAUUACAGACAAGUUGCCUGCUUACUUGGAGAGCGUAUCUACCGCACUUUCGAGAGGAAUCAGGAAGCUGCCAGAGAUCUCCUACGUCACCUCUUUACCACUGCUUACUUGACUGUCGACGAGUCGACUGGCAAGAGAGUGUGGCGCAUUGACUUGGACAUCAAAAGAGAGAUCAUCAAAGCCAUCCGCGCCUCCAAAUUCAUCGGCCUCUUCACCAGUCCCAUACAACCCAAAUACAUCGAUCUCCCUCCCGAUGAGAUUGAGUUUGUCAUCAAAGCAAAGCACCCUCUGAAGGAAUUCGACGUGAUUGGCAUCAUUGUCGACUACUUUCUUGAAUGGUCGGUUGAGUGUGCAAAUUUCCUUCGCCUUCACCCAGAUCUCAAAAACCUCGACAUUUCUCUGGUACAAUACGCUGAGCGACACGCUUCUUUUGUCUGCAUCGGCAUCAUAGAGAUCGCUGCUGCUAUCAGAACUGAAAAGUCUAUUGACCUUGACCCUCGCCCAAUCGAAUACUUCAUGGCCGCUAGAUUUGACAAGAUGGCUGGUGAACAGAACCUCUUCAUCCAGGAGAAGCAACAGAAGCCUGCUGCCAAGAACAAGGGUGAAGACAAAGUGGAGGCUGAACUCGUCGAGGACAAACAAGAUGUCAACAAGCACAUCACCAAGAUAGAGCACGCUGCCGAAGGUGCCAAAGAGGAAGAUAUCAACAAGGAUAACGCUGCCACCACGGGCACUGCUGCUGAAUCCACUCCAACCACGAUGGAAUCCUCUGACGAAGCCGCCAAAGACAAUCAUGUCAACAAAGACACCAUCACUACUGCUGCUAGCGCUUCCGCUACCUGUUCCAACAUUGCUAUCACCUCUGAUGACCCCGUUUCUGCUGUGACCGCUGGUACUCGAGGCCUUUCCAUCAAGGACCCGGGCGCAGGGCAUGACGAUCCGUGGGGUCUUCGCACUCGUCGUUCGCGACGCCCUGCUGCAUCUGUCGUCCACAACGAUAUCUACACCGAUACCGAUGGUAUUACCUCUGCUGGCGAUCCAUUCCCCAACCAGGAUCCACGCACUCGUCGCUGCGAAAGACUCCGUGCGCGUGCACGCAUUGCCAACGCCGGUGCUACUACUUCUCCCAUGACCGCCGCCGAUGCGUCUGGUACUGCCACUCCUGCUGGUCCUCGCGCUGGUCGCCGCUGUGCUUCCGCUUCUACUGCCGGGCCUAACAACGCUUCCGCCCUCCCACGCGAUACUCCUCCCCAGCACCGCGCCAAGGACCAACUGUACAAGGAGCUAGAGGAUCUCGUCAACACUAAUUUCCCCUCUGCUCAAGCCCGCCGUGCCGCAUUCGCGCAGGCUAGACAGCGCCUUCUCCGAUCCGAGACUGUGGCGGUUGCGCGAGGUGAGCAACCACUGCGUGCCACUGCCACACGCGCGACUCAGGAGGCAUUGACCCUCGGAAUUGACGAUGCCCUCAACGCUGUUCGCCAGCGACGUGCCGCAGAGGCAGCUAGGAUGAGGGCCACCGGAGAGGGAACCGAGGCGAAUGCGCGUGCCAGAGAGCAAGGAUUCGGGUUCGACAUUGGUGGAAUGUCUGGCUGGACGGGGGAGUUGGAGGCCAUGCAAAUCCAAGCCCUUCAACGCAAGAAGGACCAGGUGGCCAAGAAGCAGGCUGGAAAGGAUGCGGAGAAAGAUGGUGAUGAUAACAAAGAGAAGUGA